AUGGCAGAGGAUGUCCAUAAGGUGGGCGAGGAGGGAAUCAAUGAGGCCGUGGAGGUCGGGGAAACUGUAAUGCAGGUAGAGGAGCAAUGCAGCCAGGCAAGGAGGUCACCCGUCAAGAUGAUAGGGCUCAGUGUUAUGCCUUUCUGGGCAAGACCGAUGCUGAGGCGUCUAAUACAGUGUGUUGUGAAAUGGGAGCUUGGAACUCAAAUUCCAAGCCUCUGUCUCCGUGUAAGCCGUCGGGGUGGGAUUAUUCCUGCCAGGGCGGGGCCGCUAUGGUGGGUUAGAGACCGCUAUGGUGGGUUAGAGACUGCUAUGGUGGGCCAAUCGCGACUCAAGUCGGGGACAAACCCCAAAAUCGUUAUUUUCUGCAAAACUUCAUUCUUAAGAGCUAAGAGACUUCCCAGGGUGAUUCUUGAUAGUUUUCCACGACUUUUAGUGCUAAAGACCAAGAACAAGCGGAAAAAAUCCGUAAAGGGAAGGCUCAGUGUCUUAGGAGGAUUCAAGCUUGGUUUCAAGGGAGAAAAUGUUGUGUUCAAUGUGAAACACAAAUUUGGUGGGCGUGGAGGCUUGGGUUUGAAAGACCUUAAAGCCCACGAUGUUCAUCGUCAUGGUAGAAUGCUCGAUGCAGCCGAUUUUCAAUUAGGCGGCAAUGGCAGUCCUACCAGUGCAGCGUUAUAUUUCACUAAGCUUUCAAUUGGAACACCUUCCAAGGACUACCAUGUUCAGGUUGAUACUGGAAGUGACCUUUUAUGGCUAAAUUGUGCGGGAUGUGACAAAUGUCCUACAACAAGCAAACUCGGGGUAAUCAAUAUUUAUGUGUAUAUUAUCAAUCUUUNAGGCGGCAAUGGCAGUCCUACCAGUGCAGCGUUAUAUUUCACUAAGCUUUCAAUUGGAACACCUUCCAAGGACUACCAUGUUCAGGUUGAUACUGGAAGUGACCUUUUAUGGCUAAAUUGUGCGGGAUGUGACAAAUGUCCUACAACAAGCAAACUCGGGAUAGAGAUGGCACAAUAUAACUUACAAGCGUCAACGAGUGGGAAAUCUGUUACCUGUGAUCAAGAUGUUUGUGCUACAAUGUUUGAAGCAACUAGCUCAGACUGCAAGGUGGGAAAACCCUGUGAAUAUAUGGUUACUUACGGAGAUGGAAGCACAACCGGAGGAUACUUUGUAAAAGAUAACAUUUAUUUAGAUCAAGUCUCUGGAGACAAUAACACAUCACCCCUCCAAGGAAAUGUAGCAUUUGGGUGCUCAUCUAAACAAUCUGGAGACCUAGGUACAUCUACUAAUGCAGUUGAUGGGAUAAUUGGUUUUGGAGCAGCAAACACGUCCGUCAUCUCACAGUUAGCUGCUGCUGGAACUGUCAAAAGAGUAUUUUCACAUUGCCUUGAUGGAGUUAGUGGAGGUGGUAUAUUUGCUAUUGGACAAGUAGUUGAACCAAAAGUAAACUCAACCCCAUUACUCCCAAAUCGGCCACAUUAUACUGUUUCUCUCAAGGAUAUUGAGGUUGAUGGUGAAGUUCUAAACAUUCCGACUUCCAUAUUUGAGUUGAAGUCUAGUAAAACAGCAGUAAUUGACAGUGGAACAACUUUAGUAUAUCUUCCAAGCAAGGUCUAUAAUGCUCUCAUGAACAAGCUUAUGGCAAAGCAACCAGAGUUGAAGACUCAUCAUCAUGAGGGGAGCUUCGAGUGCUUUACAUACAGUGGAAAUGUUGACGAUGGUUUCCCCGCUGUAUCAUUUAAGUUUAUGGAAAAUCUUACUUUGACAGCCUAUCCCCAUGAUUAUCUUUUCAAACUUCAUGACGAUGACUGGUGUAUCGGUUGGCAAGAGGGAAUGAAGGGAAAGGAUGGAGAUGAACUUUAUCUGUUAGGAGAUCUUGUGUUAUCAAACAAGCUUGUUUUGUAUGAUCUUGAAAAAAAGACGCUUGGUUGGACUCAAUAUGACUGUUCUUCCAACAUUAAGGUGAAAGAUGAUAGCACUGAAAAUGUGUAUACAGUGGGAGCUCAUAAGAUUUCAUCAGCAUCUACAACUACUUUUACAUUAUUCUUCUCACUUAUCUCUUUCCUAUGCUAUUUCUUCAACUAAUCCAUCAUGUACCAUAAUUA
This is a messenger RNA of Solanum stenotomum, 2102 nucleotides long. Its product is annotated as aspartic proteinase 36-like. Bases 1 to 2082 code for a protein of 693 amino acids. Gene Ontology annotation, biological process: proteolysis. Gene Ontology annotation, molecular function: aspartic-type endopeptidase activity. The record is from RefSeq and is a predicted model, not a curated record. NCBI's taxonomy places the organism in Eukaryota, Viridiplantae, Streptophyta, Magnoliopsida, Solanales, Solanaceae. The transcript is spliced from 14 exons.